This is a messenger RNA of Gryllus bimaculatus (two-spotted cricket), 942 nucleotides long. The record is from the annotation of a GenBank genome assembly. NCBI's taxonomy places the organism in Eukaryota, Metazoa, Arthropoda, Insecta, Orthoptera, Gryllidae.
UCACAGGUGUGGAUCGACGCGGUAACGCAAAUCUUCUUUUCGUAUGGGUUGGGCCUGGGCACAUUAGUAGCCCUGGGCAGCUACAACAAAUUCACCAACAACGUCUACAAGGACGCGCUCAUCGUGUGCUCUAUCAACUCGAGCACCAGUGUGUUCGCGGGCUUCGUAAUCUUCUCCGUCGUGGGUUUCAUGGCUCACGAGCAAGAGAAGCCCGUGGCCGAGGUGGCGGCCUCAGGACCUGGUCUCGCCUUUUUGGCCUAUCCGUCGGCGGUGCUGCAACUGCCGGGGGCGCCCGUCUGGUCCUGUCUCUUCUUCCUUAUGUUGCUGUGCAUCGGCUUGGACAGUCAGUUCUGCACCAUGGAGGGCUUCAUCACCGCCAUGGUGGACGAGUGGCCGCAGCUGCUGCGCCGCCGCAAGGAGGUCUUCAUCGCCAUCGUCUGCUUCCUGUCCUUCAUCGUCGGCCUCUCCUGCAUAUCGGAGGGAGGCAUGUACGUGUUUCAAAUAUUGGACUCAUAUGCCGUAAGUGGCUUCUGCCUGCUCUUCCUCAUCUUUUUUGAGUGUAUCGCCAUUUCAUGGGCGUUCGGUGUCAACCGUUUUUACGACGGCAUCAAGGACAUGAUCGGCUACUACCCCUUCAUGUGGUGGAAGUUCUGCUGGACCAUUGCGACUCCGCUCAUCUGCGUGGGUGUGUUCAUCUUCAACCUGGUACAAUGGACGCCCAUCAAGUACCUGGACUACGAGUAUCCCUGGUGGAGCCAUUGCAUCGGCUGGAUUACUGCGUUGUCAUCUAUGCUUUGCAUCCCAGGAUACAUGGUGUGGCUUUGGACGCACACGCCUGGCGACUUGGCAACGAAAAUCAAGUUGCUGAUCCGGAUAGACGACGACGUGGCGUCUCUCCGCGCGAAGAUGACCGGCGGAGUGUCGGAGAUCACGUCGCUGUGA